AUGAAGAAUGUUCAACCGAGCGAAAAUUUGGGGAAAGCGAAAGAAAAGAAAAAAGCUUUAAUGAGUUCAAUAAAAUUUAUUGCUUUUCUGAUUACAUCAACCGAGAGAAGAGAAAAGAAUUUCCCUUUAGAUUGGACAGCAGUAUUUACUAAGCACACACAUUUCGACAUUUCUAUGCGAAUUAAAGGACAUGAAAUUAUUAAUGAAAUUGCACAGUGA
This is a messenger RNA of Clunio marinus, 219 nucleotides long. The record is from the annotation of a GenBank genome assembly. Lineage: Eukaryota; Metazoa; Arthropoda; Insecta; Diptera; Chironomidae.